This is a messenger RNA of Plectropomus leopardus (leopard coralgrouper), 479 nucleotides long. The record is from RefSeq and is a predicted model, not a curated record. NCBI's taxonomy places the organism in Eukaryota, Metazoa, Chordata, Actinopteri, Perciformes, Serranidae.
GCACGUCUAAGAAGAGUAACCGAGGCACGCAGCUGCACAAAUACUACAUGAAGCGCAGGACUCUGCUGCUGGCCUUACUGGCGAGCGAGAUCGAGCGGCUGACGACGUGGUACAACCCGCUUUCCACUCAGGAACUGGCCAUCGCCACGGAGCAGUCGGUGGAGACCAGCAUCGCCAACUGGAGGUCCAAAUACAUCAGUCUGACUGAGAAACAGUGGAAGGACAACGUCAACCUGGCCUGGGGUAUCGCACCUUACCUGGCCAUGCAGCUCCCGACCAGGUUUAAGAAUGACGCCAUUGUUGCUGAGGUGACCCGGCUGGUGAGGCUGGAUCCCGGAGCUGUCAGUGACGUACCCGAGGCCGUCAAGUGGUUUGUCUUCAUAUCUCCUCCCCUCAAAGGCACGUCUAAGAAGAGUAACCGAGGCACGCAGCUGCACAAAUACUACAUGAAGCGCAGGACUCUGCUGCUGGCCUUACUG